ACUUUGUCGAAGUAGUGUCGCUUACAAGCGACAUUUUUGCAGUAAGCAUCAAAGAAAAAGCGGUUACUGAUUACUGCCUUUCUGGUUUACAAAUUAAGGAGUAAAAAAGAUAUCAGGCAGCUUAUCAAAGACAUCAGGCAGCAACAAUCUGAUAUAAAAACAACAAGAGAUUAAGCAUUGGUGACUAAGACUGCAUAUCUUUUAAAGAUCCAAACCAAACAACAACAGUUUUUUCAUCUGUAUUCUCACGUUUAAACAAAUGUUACAAAACGUCUAUCCUUUCUAUGUCAAUGGAUUACUUAUUUUUACCAUCUUCAACAAAAUAUAUCCAGCUCUCAGUGUUGAUGAUUUUAACGAAACGUGUAAUUCGACUCGGAUUAAUGAAAUAAAUUGCAGCAGGAAUUCGUACCACCAAAACAAUGUGAAAUUGCAGAACACUUACUCUAGUGCACAGUUAACAACAACUGUCGCAGUGUCCACAAUUGGUGUCUUUACAAAUGGUAUACUGAUUGUUGUCAUUCUGGUCGAUCCUCUUCACAAACUAAAGCGAGGACCGUGGAUUACCAUUUUUAGUUUAUCCAUGGCUGAUUUGACAGCAUCUUUUUCCCAAGUUACUCGGGGAGUCUUCAUUUUCUUCAAAAUGCAUUCGUCAAAGAUAUUUAUAUUUACCCACUCUUUCCUCUGGACUUUGGCUUGCACAGGCUCACUUUUUCACUUGGUUUCACUCACAAUCCAAACUUACAUAAUUGCCAAGUAUCCAAUACGCUGCUUACAAAUGCUGUCUCUGAAAAAAACUUACAUAAUAUGCGCAACAGCUUGGUUAGUUUCUCUUUGCUUCGCCAUCAGUUAUCUCGUAACAGGACCUACAGAGUUGAAGAAUGGGCAGUUUCCAUUCAUCUUGAUCGUUGCAGUUUCUCUCUUAGUAAUCGUUGUUGUCUUCCAGGUUAUGCUAAAGUGUCUUAUUAUUAAAGAAGUAAUGCAAAGUCGACGAAAAACACUAGAGAAUGGUAACCAGCACAACAACAACCAUCUUGAAAUUGCAAAGACAAUCUUCAUUCUAAAUAUUUUCGCACUCGUAACCAUAUUUCCCUAUUUUCUCACCCUUCAACUGCUACUUGUUUUUAUGCGUAGGAAAAUAGACGUUGAAUUGUUGGAAAGUUUUCAUUUCUACUAUUUACCGGUGGCCAUGCUAAACUUUGCAGUCAAUCCAAUUGUGUAUGCUUUAAGGCUUGUGGAUUAUCGAAGCAGUCUAAAAGGCGUAUUUAAAAAGAAGCGCUUUGUUUCUCCUGUACAUUCAAAACCACAAAGUCUUGUUGCUACAAACCGUUGUUAAAAACUCACCUUGUUAGUAAGGUGCUUUAAUCACAAGUAUAUGCCACAAAUUGAUCGUUUCAUUUGCAUUACAAAAUGCACAUUGUUUUAUUUGUGAUAAACAGAAUUUUGAAAAUAUGGCACUAUCACAUUGACUGCUAGAUCGACAAAUUAAUCAUUAAUGAACGUCUAAUACACAGUGGCAUCUCGCAAUGGAUAAAUUCGUCGAAAGAGAAUUAGAGAUAAACGUUUAUAUAACAUUUGAGUAAUGAAAUCUCGAGGCCACAGUAAAAUAUUCUUUCGAAAAGGAAAAAAAGUAAUCGUAUAUAGUUGAAUAUUUUUUCAGUUUUAAAUUGGUAUUACUUGUGAAAUGUUUGCGACAAUUUUCCCAGCACAGAUAAAUGAGCAUUGAGUUAACGAUUAUAAUAUAUUAUGUAUCAGUUUCAUUGAAACAAAGCAGAUUGAACUUAUGACAUCGUGUGUUAAAGAUUCACUGUCUAUUUUGCAUGCUCCUCAAUUCUUCCAUAAAAGUUGUCAACUGUCUGUGUUAAUCUAGGUUCGAAUUAUAUAUUGAGGUUUUUGAUUGUCGUCUCUAAGAAAAUGACGACUUGUUCAUGUCGCCUCCUAUAUUUCUGUCUA
Xenia sp. Carnegie-2017 is the source of this 1950-nucleotide messenger RNA. RefSeq names its product cannabinoid receptor 1-like. Gene Ontology annotation, cellular component: membrane. Gene Ontology annotation, biological process: G protein-coupled receptor signaling pathway. NCBI's taxonomy places the organism in Eukaryota, Metazoa, Cnidaria, Anthozoa, Malacalcyonacea, Xeniidae. The transcript has 3 exons. Gene Ontology annotation, molecular function: G protein-coupled receptor activity. Bases 260 to 1333 code for a protein of 357 amino acids. The record is from RefSeq and is a predicted model, not a curated record.